CAGAAAAAUGCCGCGUAAUCGAGACCGUUGAACCAGACAAACACAUAGAUACAGAAAUUUUGGUCGUGGAGCCCAAAUUACUUCCAGCGAAGAUAUUAUCUCUCUCUCUUUCUCUGUCAUCAUAACAAUCAUCCACUUCUCUCUCUAUCCCUUCGCUGCAAAAAGCGCACAAAUCCCAUUCUCCGCUCCUCUCUCUCCUUCUUUAUAACUUCGGUUCUUGGUUCUUUAAGGACUAUAAACUUUCUUUGACUCUUCUAGUCUCAUUCAACUUCUCUUCAAUUUUCUUUUUCAUUUUUUUUUUUUGUUUUUUUGACUGCCGUUAUCUUUCGCUGUCAGAUCGAGAAUUUCAGCUCAAGUUUAUUCUUCCAUUAAGGUAAUUGUGGAGAAGUAAAAGAACAGUUGGAUCUAAGACAUAUACAUAUUCUUUAGCGGCCACUAUGUCUUUUACUGGUACCCAGCAGAAAUGCAAGGCUUGUGAGAAGACUGUUUAUCCUAUGGAACUUCUAUCAGCGGAUGGUAUUUCUUACCAUAAGUCUUGCUUUAAGUGCUUUCACUGCAAAGGCACUUUGAAGCUGAGCAAUUAUUCCUCGAUGGAAGGUGUAUUAUACUGUAAGCCUCACUUUGAGCAACUGUUCAAGGAGACGGGAAAUUUCAACAAAAAUUUUCAAUCACCUGCAAAGUCAGCUGAGAAGUUAACUCCUGAACUGACAAGGUCACCUAGCAAAGCUGCUAGCAUGUUUUCUGGGACACAAGAAAAAUGUGCUACUUGUGGUAAAACAGCUUAUCCACUCGAGAAGGUAACAGUGGAAAGCCAAGCCUACCACAAGUCAUGUUUCAAAUGCUCUCAUGGUGGCUGUUCGUUAUCACCUUCAAAUUAUGCAGCACUUGAAGGUGUUUUGUAUUGCAAACAUCAUUUCUCCCAACUUUUCAAGGAGAAAGGAAGCUACAACCAUCUUAUAAAGUCUGCAUCAAUGAAACGUGCUGCAGCUUCCAUGCCAGAGGCCUGAAUACCUUAUUGACAAUUUGAUAUCUAUAUCAUGUGUGGCUUUCUAUUUUUUUUUUGUGUGCUUUCCUUCGGCUCCGACUUCCAUUUUGAGGAAUUGGCAAAUCUUGGUUCUGCCUCCUUUUUGGCUUUCGGCUUGUUUAAUGGCCUUAUCGUUGUGUUUGAUUGAUGGAUGGGAUACACAUUCCCUCAAUUGUAAAAUGAUCCAUGGAGAACUUUAUCUGCAAAUGUGGAUGUUACUAGUGCUUCUUCAUUUUAUGUUUCUGGGUUUGUUACAACAAGCAUGGAUGAUGAAGUGUUCAUUACUAAUUUUUUCUU
This is a messenger RNA of Jatropha curcas, 1321 nucleotides long. RefSeq names its product LIM domain-containing protein WLIM2b. The record is from RefSeq and is a predicted model, not a curated record. NCBI's taxonomy places the organism in Eukaryota, Viridiplantae, Streptophyta, Magnoliopsida, Malpighiales, Euphorbiaceae.